This is a messenger RNA of Cervus elaphus (red deer), 1734 nucleotides long. RefSeq names its product negative elongation factor D-like. Gene Ontology annotation, biological process: negative regulation of transcription elongation by RNA polymerase II. The transcript has a single exon. Gene Ontology annotation, molecular function: RNA binding. The record is from RefSeq and is a predicted model, not a curated record. Gene Ontology annotation, cellular component: nucleus; NELF complex. The coding region runs from base 1 to 1734 and encodes 577 amino acids. NCBI's taxonomy places the organism in Eukaryota, Metazoa, Chordata, Mammalia, Artiodactyla, Cervidae.
AUGGACCAGGAUGACUUUGGGAGCCCUGCCGAGUGGGGUGACCAGCAGCCAGAAGACGGUGUGCUGGGAGAAGAAGACGCCCAGAUCCAGCAAGAAUGCCUGCAGAAAUUUUCUACCCCAGAUUAUAUCAUGGAGCCCUCUGUCUUCAACACUCUGAUGAGAUAUUUCCAGGCAGGAGGGUCUCCAGAGGAGGUGAUCUGCCUCUUAUCAGACAACUACACAGCUGUGGCCCAGACCAUCAACCUGCUGGCCCAGUGGCUCAUUCAGACUGGGGUGGAACCAGUGCAGGUUCAGGAAACUGUGGAAAACCAUUUGAAGAACUUAGUGAUGCAACACUUCGACCCCCGCAAAGCAGAUUCUAUCUUUACAAAUGAAGGGGCGACCCCCGCCUGGCUGGAAGAAAUGAUUGCACAUCCCACCUGGAGGGAUCUUGUUUACCGGCUGAUGGAAGCACAUCCAGACUGUUUGAUGCUGAAAUUCACGGUCAAGCUCAUUUCCGAUGCAGGAUACCAAGGUGAGAUCACUGGCGUGGUGGCAGCCUGCCAGCAGCUGGAAGUGUUCUCUAGAGUUCUCGGGAGCUCUCUAGCUACCAUUUUGGAUGGAGGAGAAGCCAACCUCGCAGAAAACCUGCCUCAGUUUGCUAAGAUGGUGUGCUACGGGGAGCACACGUACAUGCUGGCUCAGGUCCUGAUGGCCGUGCUGGCCCGGGAAGGCCAGCGGGGCGGAGCGGUGCGCAGGGUCGCCCAGGAGGUCCAGCGCUUCGCCCAGGAGAGUGGCCACGAUGGCAGUCGCAUCCCGCUUGCCCUGGGCAGAGGUGCCUCCUACCCCCAGCUGUGCCAGGCCCUGGGGGCCAUGCUGUCCAAGGGGGCCCUGAAUCCAGCCGACAUCACCGUCCUCUACAACCUGUUUGUUACCAGCAGGGACCCGCCUCCUGUCGAGCUCAUCCGGGCGCCCGCCUUCCUGGACCUGUUCAUGCAAUCGCUCUUUAAACCCGGGGCCAGGAUCAACCCAGACCACAAGCACAAGUAUAUCCAUCUCUUGGCCUAUGCGGCCAGCGUGGUGGAGAUCUGGAAGAAGAACAAGCGCCUGAGCAUCAAUCAAGAUGAGCUGAAGGCAACGGCGAAGGCUAUUGAAACUGUUCACAGUUGGUGCUGCGCUGAGAACACAGGGGCGAGUGAGCUCCUGGCCAAGCUGGGCACCCUCUAUAGGUGCAUCAGAUUUCCAGUGGUGGCGGUGGGUGUGCUGACGUGGGUGGACUGGACCGUGUCAAAGCCCAAGUUCUUUGAGCGGCACACCCACCCCACUCCGGUGCCCCUGGCCCUGCUAGACGAGGUCAGCACCUGCCAUCCCCUCCUGCACCCUCACAUCUUGCAGCUGCUGAUCAAGCUCUUGGAGACUGAGUACCCCGAGCUGGAUGCCUUGAAGCAGCUCGAGGUGAAGAAGACCCUCCUGGACAGGAUGGUGCACCUGCUGAGUUGUGGCCAUGUGCUCCCCGUGGUCGCCUACAUCCGCAGGUGUCUGGAGAAGCUGGACAUCGACCUGUCUCUUAUCCGCUAUUUUGUGACUGAGGUGCUGGAUAUGAUCAGCCCUCCCUACACCUCUGAUUUUGUGCAGCUUUUCCUGCCCAUCCUGGAAAACGACAGCAUCACCAGCACCCUGAAAAGGGCAGGUGAACAUGACCCUGUGAUGGAGUUCAUAGCUCACUGCCAAUCUAACUUCAUGCUGCUGAACUGA